This is a messenger RNA of Epinephelus fuscoguttatus (brown-marbled grouper), 3933 nucleotides long. RefSeq lists its product as uncharacterized. The record is from RefSeq and is a predicted model, not a curated record. NCBI's taxonomy places the organism in Eukaryota, Metazoa, Chordata, Actinopteri, Perciformes, Serranidae. The transcript is spliced from 9 exons. The coding region runs from base 743 to 1477 and encodes 244 amino acids.
AAUGUUAUACCCUCAGUAGCUAGCUAGCUAGCUAGCUAAUGCUACACUUUUUCAGGGUUUUGGAAUGGGGGGCUUUUGACCUCUCCAGGUAACAAAUCAGCCUGAAAAUAAAGAAUAUCUUGCAUGUAGUCUGUGGAGCACCACCAUGGUGUUGUUUUUGUUGCACCCUUGUCAGAGCUGGCCAGUGCUACGCUCUGAGUGGUCAGCCUACUUUCAAUGGCCGGGACUUAGUGAAGGGUCAAUUAAGUUUGAAAAAAGCUAUCAAGUUAGGUCUAAUCAACAAAACCCAGCUGUCUACAGGGUGGAUUAGUGACUAGGCUGACAGCUUUCUCCCCUUUAAUGGAGCAAGGCUAGCAGUUCCCCCCUGCUUCCAGUCUUUGUGCUAAGCUAGGCUAAACAUGUUCUGAUACCCAUCUACUCAAUUGCCUCUGGGGAAGAAAGAGGACGUCUCUCCAGUCUCCUCAGUAGACUGUCCAUCAUAGUCAUACUGUAGGUGCGGUGUAAAGUGCGUGUGUGUGUGUGUGUGUGUGUGUGUGUGUGUGUCUUUAAGCAGCUCAAACAGUAGAGCGUCUCAGUGUUUGUUCAGUCUGUCAAUGAGUAAACCUGCAGCAGGAACAACUCCUCACAUACAGUGAACCUGAAGUCACAGCUGUCUGCACCAUGGACACAGGAGUCAGUCCGGGUCAUUAAAGCACUGCUGAUUCACGUCUUGCUGAGCUGAACUGAGAGAGAGCAAGUGAUAAUGGCAGCCGUCGGAGCAGAGGUCGCUGGGUCGUGGUUCCUGUCAGGAGUGGCUGGUUUCUUCAUCCUUCUCGUGCUCCUCUCCAUCUUCCUUACAGCACUCUGCAGCGACUGCAACAAACGUUCUUUUGAGCUGCGAGAGUCUGAGGCCAACAAAAAUCCUUCAACUCUUAUCAGAGUGGUUAAGCUGGAAGAGGCCAUGGUGGCAAGAGAGAAUCCGAUGAUCAAUGAGAUACAAAAUGAUGAAAAAGAUUUUAAUCCUGGUCAAGAAAACACAGUCUCCUUCACUCCUUGGAGGAGCCACCUGGGGGCGCCACAGAACCACCAAGAUGCUCAGACCAAUGGCAGUGCAGCAGUGAUAAAGACAGCAAGUGUUUCUGACACUGCAGGAGAGUCAAAUCCUGAAGAGGAAACCUCCGUCACGUUCACUCCAUGGAGGAGCCACCUCAGGGAGCCACCUAACCAGGAUCAUAUCUACCACACCAUUGGUGAAGGGCGGAGCAGCAGCGGAGGUGAUGCUGACCAGCCAUCAUUACCAACCAAUCAGGAGCAAGAGGAGGAGCACAGCACUCCCUCUGCAGUGGCGGGGGAUUUGAUCGACAGGAAAUCAGUGUAUGCACGAGUCAGCAAAAAGGCGACACCGACCACACCCCCUGUUUAUACACAUGAGGAGGUGCAGGUGGAGGAGGAGGAGUCUUUACCUCCACUGCCUGAUAGGAAGUCUCUGGAGGGAUGACGUGUGAAGUGUGAAAGGACAAAGACUGAAAGACGGCAGCUAAAGGACAAAAAAUGAAAGACUAGGAACAAAUGAUAAAGGAUGAAAUCUGAGUGAACGAGGACGAGAAAUAGAGAUAGGAUACAAAAAGAUAAAAGACAACAAAGGAUGAAGAAAGAAGGAUAAUGGUGUGUUUCCACAAAACACAAUGGAAAUUUUUGCCUUGUGUUGCUCGUGGGAAUAUAGGCACUGUAGUGCCACUGAUGAAUAUUUGCCCUGAAGAGCUGUGCUAACAGCUGUGCUAACCUAACUGGGGAAGGCAGCUACCAGCUAAAGUAAAGUAAAACUGAUGGCUGGAAUAAAGUCAUGUCAAUACGGUAAACACAGAAGCCCCGCAAUCUGAAGCACCAAGAACCAGAACGACAACACUCUAUUAUUUUUUCAUCUUGUCCAGAGCAGCACAUUACUACUUAACUCCUCCCAUGUUACCUGUCACAAUAGACCAACUAAAAUUACUCAGAGCAUUCUGCUAAGAAGCAGCUCAACAAAAACAGUGGCAUGCAGUUUGGGCACCCCUGGUCAAAAUUUUGUUUACUGUGAGUAGUUAAGUCAGGAGAAGACGAACUGAUUUCCAAAAGGCAUGAAGUUGAAGAUGACACAUUUCUUCAGUAUUUUAAUGAUGUUUAGGUCGGGGGACUGUGAGGGCCAUGGCAAAACCUUCAGCUUGCGCCUCUUGAGAUAGUCCAUUGUGGAUUAGAGGUGUGUUUAGGAUCAUUGUCUGUUGUAGAAGCCAUCCUCUCUUCAUCUUCAGCUUUUUUACAGAUGGUGUGAUGUUUGCUUCCAGAGUUUGCUGUAUUAUAAUUGAAUCCUUUCUUCCCUCUACCUGUGAAAUGUUCCCUGUGCCACUGGCUGCAACACAAGCCCAAAGCCUGAUAGAUCCACAUCCGUGUUCUUUACAUGAAAUUCUGCACCCUUUUUUCUCCAAACAUACCUUUGCUCAUUGUGUCCAAAAAGGUCUAUUUAACUUCAUCAGUCCACAGGACUUGUUUCUAAAAAUCAUCAGGCUUGUUUAGAUGUUCCUUUGCAAACUUCCAAUGCUUAAUUUUGUGGUGAGGACACAGGAAAGGUUUUCUUUUGAUGACUAUUCCAUGAAGGUCAUAUUUGUACAGGUGUAUCUGCACAGUAGAACAGUGCACCACCACUCCAGAGUCCAAUAAAUCUUCCUUCAGGUCUUUUGCAAUCAAAUGGGGGGUUUGAUUUAAAAUGAGCAGCUCUCUCAGAAAGUUUUCUUGGUCUUCCAGACCUCAACUUGACCUCCACAGUUGCUGUUAACUUCCAUUUCUUAAUUACGUUAUGAACUGAGGAGACAGCUACCUGUAAACACCUUGCUAUCUUCUUAUAGCCUUCUCCUGCUUUAUGGGCAUCAGUUAUUUAAAUUUCCAGAGUGCUAGGCAGCUGUUUAGAGGAGCUCAUAUUAUAAAGCCAUGAAAUCUGCAUCACCUGUUCUUUCCUAAUGAUAACUGUAGAGAAGAAAGAGCCCUAACAAGCUAAUUAAGGUCUGAGACCCUGGUAAGUUUCCUGAGAGCUCAAAUGUCUUAGGGUGCCCAACCUUUUGCAUGGUGCUCCUUUUCUUUUUUGCUCUAAAAUUGUACAAAACAAAAAUAAUACACUGAUCUUGCUUAGAAUGUUGAAAUACUUAUUUCAUCUUUAACUUCAUGCCUUGAUCAGUUCAUCUGCUACAUAAUUAACUGUAAUUAACACAGUAAAUUAAUUUUUGACAAAGGGUGCCCAAACGUUUGUAUGCAACUGUAGCUUAACAGGUAUCAGAUACAUAUCUUCACAACUUACAAUAUAGUCCUAUGGCUUCGAGUCGAAGAGCUUUGGGUGUCGCACAGAGGGCAACAAUAAGUUAUUCCACCAUUUCUGAUUCUCAGUGAGAUCAGGAGGAUCUCAGCCAGAUCUCAACACUGAUAGGCUUUUGCAACACAGCGUCACGUGAAUUUCUUGUACAAGUUGAAAAUUUUUAACUCAUUUCAUGUCAUUAACAUGCAGUACAAAAUGCUUGCUUUGCCAACAGUGUGAACGCACCGACAAACAAUCAAACUUAAGAUAAAGGACAAAACACAGAAACAUAUAACUUAUAUUUGUGCUUCUAAAAAUGCUAUCCAAGUUAAUUAUUAAACAUAGCGGGGUGAGCUUAUCCAGUGAUUUGGCAUUAGUGACAUUAGUUGGAACUUACUGAAGAUUUAGAACAAAUCAAUCAAAGAAAUAAAAAGAAAAACAACACAUGUUAUUACAUGUUCUUACAUUGUAUGUGUGGAAAGGACUUUUUUCAGGCUUUACACAUCUUGACUUUGCUUUUUGUGUUGAGAUUUGAUUUUAAUGUGGCAUGGUAAAUUAUUGUAAUGACCCCUGACUGCUGAAAGUGCAGAUAUGAUGUAUAUUUUUCUAUAAUAAAGCUAUGCAGUUUAAAAAGA